CCCCCUUGUUUUCAAAUCUCUCUCUUUUCUUUCUUUUCUUUUGCAUUCAUUCAUUCAAUCAAAAAAUAAAAAUAAAAAAAAAUGUCAAUUUCAACAACCAUUUCAUCAUCUUUUGAUCUUUCAUUCCAACCCCGACGACCUUCCGUUUCAUCUUUUUCCGGCCCCAAUUUCCGGCCAUCACCCUCUCGAUUUUCCGGCCCCAAAACUUCCGGAAACAAACAACACCCUUCAUCCUUAACCCUCCUUCGUUUCCCACCAAAUUUUGUUCGCCAGCUCAGCAAUAAAGCUAGAAGAAACUGUAGCAAUAUUGGGGUUGCUCAAAUUGUUGCUGCUUCAUGGUCUAACAACCAACCCCUUUCUUCUCCGGCGGCGGCGGCGGCUGUUGAUGCCGCCCCCGUCGCUCCCGUCUCCGUCCCGAUCUUUUCGGACGAAGACGAUGUUAUUGUUAAUAAUAACAAUAACAAUAAUAUUGGGAAUGUUGUAAACAAUGAGGGUUUUGAAAAUGUGUUUAAGCCUGCUUUUUUGAAUGAUGAUGGCAGUGUUGCUAUUCAUGCUGGUGAAAGAAUGGGAAGAGGGAUAGUUACAGAUGCAAUAACAACACCUGUGGUUAACACAUCUGCUUACUUUUUCAAGAAAACAGCUGAUCUUAUUGAUUUUAAGGAAAAAAGGCAGUUCAGUUUUGAAUACGGGCGUUAUGGGAAUCCUACUACUGUGGUUCUGGAGGAGAAGAUUAGUGCACUUGAGGGAGCUGAGUCGACCCUGAUACUAGCAUCUGGAAUGUGUGCUAGCAUUGUCAUGAUGUUGGCGCUGGUUCCUGCCGGUGGGCACAUAAUCACGACCACUGAUUGUUACAGGAAAACUAGGAUUUUUAUUGAGACAGUUCUUCCCAAAAUGGGAAUCACGGCUUCGGUCAUUGACCCUGCAGAUAUGGCUGGCCUUGAAUCUGCACUAGAUAACCAUAAAGUUAGUCUUUUCUUCACUGAGUCGCCAACCAACCCAUUUUUAAGAUGUGUUGACAUUGAGCUAGUUUCGAAGCUGUGCCAUGCUAGAGGAGCUGUUGUUUGCAUCGAUGGAACUUUUGCUACACCUCUCAACCAGAAGGCUCUUGCGCUUGGUGCUGACAUUGUUUUACACUCUGCAACGAAAUAUAUUGGUGGUCACAAUGAUGUACUGGGUGGUUGUGUUAGCGGUUCUACUGGAAUUAUAUCUCAAAUUCGUAACUUGCACCAUGUUUUAGGCGGUGCUCUUAAUCCUAAUGCUGCAUAUUUAUUCAUUAGAGGCAUGAAAACGCUGAAACUACGUGUACAGCAGCAGAAUUCUACUGCGCAGAGGAUGGCCGAAAUUUUAGAGGCACAUCCUAAGGUGAAGCACGUCUAUUAUCCUGGUUUGCCGAGCCAUCCUGAACAUCAUAUCGCAAAGAAACAGAUGAUUGGCUAUGGUGGUGUUGUCAGUUUUGAGGUUGAUGGAGACAUAGAAACCACCAUUAAGUUUGUUGAUGCUCUAAAGAUCCCAUAUAUUGCACCAUCUUUUGGUGGCGUUGAAAGUAUCGUGGAUCAACCCGCCAUUAUGUCUUACUGGGAUCUUAGCCAAUCUGAGAGGGCCAAGUAUGGGAUAAUGGAUAAUCUGGUUCGCUUCAGCUUUGGAGUUGAAGACUUUGAGGACCUGAAGGCUGAUGUCCUGCAAGCUUUGGAGGGGAUAUAGUCAUGUUUUACCUGCGUGAUUGUUUGUUUUUACACUUUGUGUUAUCACCAAGCUCUUCUUUUCCAUUUUACAUUUUCGUUGUUCUUCAUUUGAAUUGAUUAUAACUCUUCAUUUGAGAUGUGAACUAAUUAACUUAUAUAAAAGAUAUGAUAUCAUGAUA
This is a messenger RNA of Erigeron canadensis, 1861 nucleotides long. RefSeq names its product cystathionine gamma-synthase 1, chloroplastic. Bases 82 to 1701 code for a protein of 539 amino acids. Gene Ontology annotation, biological process: transsulfuration. Gene Ontology annotation, cellular component: chloroplast. Lineage: Eukaryota; Viridiplantae; Streptophyta; Magnoliopsida; Asterales; Asteraceae. The transcript has 11 exons. The record is from RefSeq and is a predicted model, not a curated record. Gene Ontology annotation, molecular function: pyridoxal phosphate binding; cystathionine gamma-synthase activity.